CCCAAUACUUAUCGUUGGAAAUAAAGCUGAGUCUUACUCAUUGUUUCUAUUCUAUUAUAAACAUAAGUUACUCGGAGAUGUCUCAGGUAGGUACCAAAAGAAUCCGAUCACCUGUUUGUUUCUAAGUCUUUGUGCCAGUUAUGUGACAGAAUUUGCCGUUUUUUGAAUUAACGAAAAGAUAAAAAGUGAUAUUUAAUUUUUUCAGUUUCGAAAAAGCUUAAGAGGUAGCCAAGAAGAGCCAAGAGCAAAUGGUAAAUCCGAAAAUGUCCGAUUUUUAAUAAACAGCCACAUUUUACACUGCGGUCUUCGCUUUAACGAAACCAACUGUCACACCCACUACAUAGCGAAAGUCGCUAUAUUCUGUUUCAUUGUAACCUACAUGUUACAAGUAAUGGAGCUGUAUUGGUCCAAAGGCGACCAGGAGAAGUUAUUUGAAUGUUUCAGCAUCUUAUCAUUUUGUGGAAUGGGUGUCAUGAAGUUAGUCAUUCUUCGUGUAUACCACCAACGUUGGCGAUUCCUUUUAAACCAAGUAUCCAUCUUGGAAAACCGUCAUUUAGAUCCUGGACCAUUAAGCUACGAUUCCGACAAUGACAAUGACGAUAAUGAAAUAGUUACAUUUAUUACGAAAUACACGGAUAAGUUUAAGAGAACGUCUUCGAUUUUAAUAAAGAUGUACGCUUCGACUUUGGUAAUUUACGUUCUAUCGCCAUUCGUUGAAUACAUUUUUCGUCAAUUUCGUGGAGACUUGAAUAUUGCGUACCCACACAUCUUACCUGCCUGGACACCGUUGGAUGAGUUUAGUGUCACUGGAUACCUGAUCAUGGUUUCGUUUGAAACAGUUGCAUGUAUUUACUGUGUAUUCGUACACGUGGCUUUUGAUUUGACUUGCGUGGGAUUAAUGAUAUUCGCUUGUGGUCAAUUUUAUUUACUCCGCUAUCGCAGCGAACGUAUCGGUGGAAAAGGGAGAAUAUGCAGACUUCUUAAAUCGACAGAGGUUCGAGCUCACUACAGAAUUGUGUUUUGUCAUGGCAUCCACGUUUUACUAGUGCAGCUAAUAGAAGAACUUGACAGGUUGAUAAAACAUAUCCUGGGUGUAUACUUUUUUUUGGCUACUCUGACUUUAUGUUCGGUGGCGGUUCGAUUGAAAACGGAGGAUAUGAGUAUUACACAGCUUGUAAACUUACUGCAAUAUAUGUGCGGUACCCUGACGCAAUUGUUUUUGUAUUGCAAAUACGGCGACUCAGUUUACAAUGAGAGUUCAGUGAACAUGGGCGAAGGUCCGUUUGCCGCUGCCAUUUGGGUUCUCAGUCCCAAGAUUCGUCGAGAGCUUGUGAUAUUAGGAGCGGGAAUGAUGCGACCCCACCGCUUACAUGCUGGCCCCUUCAACUCUCUGGACUUGCCUUCUUUUAUACAGAUAGUACGAGCUGCUUACAGCGUAUAUGCUGUUUUCGGACAGAAAUAAUUAGCGUCAAAAAAAUUAUACGUGAAAUUUGAAGUAAAAUGUAGUUCAUCUUUAGUUGUUUAGAAUAUUUUUGUAGAUUCUGGACUAAUAAAACACUAUUAAAAAAUAUAUACACAAUAUAUUUGUUUUUCGUACAUAAUAAAUCUACGACUCAACUUUCUUGUUUCUUGUUGUUGUUGUUGUUGUUGUCAAGUUAUGUGAAAAAAAUCAAAAUUGAUUAAAGUUAUGGUGAAUAGUAUAAUUCAAUUCAUGCACGAGCGUUUCUAUUUUUGUCGUAAUUUAUAUAGAGUUUAAGAUUAUUUUUCAGACCAGGUAUGUAAAGAAAGCGUUUUUUUAUAAUGAAUAAAAGUGUACAAGAAAAAAACUUAAUCAAAAUUUUUUGUUUGUCUAUUUUUCGGAUAGCACGCAAUGUGAUGCAACUAAAACUAAGGUUAUUGCCCCGGGGUAGCUUCUGCCUUCGCUAUAGAUUGCUGCUUCACAAAACAUAUCAUCACGAUACGCCGUAAUGAAAUAAAUUUAAAAUAUAUUAUGUUAUGUCAAUACAUUCGUUAUUUGUUUUUCGACAUUCAAAAAUAUUGUAUAGGUAUACUGUCAUGAAAUAUAGCCAUUUAGUGAAAUGACUAUGAGUUAUGAGUUUUAGUGCAUCAGAUCACCGUUACGAUCGACCGACCAAAUAAAGGCAACUCUAAACGACUGAGAAGAAGAAUGAGUUUUGAAGUAGAUCGCUUACAAUAGAGAUGCAUUAAGAUGAAAACAUUUCAAGAACGACGUUUCUCCAGCCAGGCUGCGACAGACGCUCGGUGCUUCUGAGACCACUUGAUGUUGUUGUGAACUGUUUCUAGAGCACGUUUUCUUGAGGCCUCGCCAGCACCAGCUUCUGGAUAUUGAGCGAAGAAUGCUUCCAUCU
Bombyx mori (domestic silkworm) is the source of this 2369-nucleotide messenger RNA. RefSeq names its product odorant receptor 94b. The coding region runs from base 380 to 1462 and encodes 360 amino acids. The record is from RefSeq and is a predicted model, not a curated record. Lineage: Eukaryota; Metazoa; Arthropoda; Insecta; Lepidoptera; Bombycidae. Gene Ontology annotation, cellular component: plasma membrane. Gene Ontology annotation, molecular function: odorant binding; olfactory receptor activity. Gene Ontology annotation, biological process: sensory perception of smell; detection of chemical stimulus involved in sensory perception of smell. The transcript has 5 exons.